AAUCAUUUAUAAUUACAAUAAUAAGACAUUAUUCACCAUUUGCAUUCUCCUCCACUUUCCUCCCUUUUUCCUUCCUUUUCUCCACUCCUCCAUUUUCCUCACUUCUCACUCCACACUACACUUCAUAAAGAACGUCUUCCUUUUUCUUCAAAUUUCUCCCAUUUUUCUUAUUUUCUCUGUUUUAUUUGUUCUGUUUUUAUCUGUUUUUUGUUUGCUCUGUUUGUGCAAUGUAGCAAUAACCCUUUAAUCAAAAUCAACAAAAAUGGCGGAAUGUCAUCCUCCAACAAAUGACGUCGGAUCACUGAUCUUAAACCCAUCAUCUUCACAUCAUCAUCAUCAUCAUCAUCACCAUUGUCGAAUUUGGAGUUCCUUUUCUUUCCGUAAAUUAAUCGCCUCUGUCAGUUGCGGUGGUUCUUCUAUUUCCACCAAGAAUAAAAACCCUGAUUCCUCUAAAACCGACAUCAAAAAACCCGAACCAGUCCCAAAUCCCAAAACCACAAAUGGGUUAACCCGACCUAAAUCCGAGAAAUUAGGGAAUAUCUUGAACCUACCUCCUUAUUCAUUUUCUUCAGGGAGGAAAGAAAAUGUAGAGGAAGAGAAAGAUCUAGAAGAGAGGAGGAGAAAAGAGGUGAGAUUAGAGGAGUUAAGAAGAGCGGUGAAGUUAUUGGAAAGUGAGAAAAAUGGGGAGGAGAGAGAGAAUGGCGCGAAAAAAGUGAGAAGUUUAGCGAAGGAAGACGGUGAAGCAAGGUCUACUUUGGCUAUGCUUGGUGCUAUUCCUCCUUUAGUUGCUUUACUUGAUCAUCAUCAUGAUGAUCAUGAUGAAUGUCUAAUUGAAGCUCUUUAUGCUCUUCUUAAUUUGGGUAUUGGCAAUGAUUUGAACAAAGCAGCAAUAGUUCAAGCAGGAGCAGUUCAUAAGAUACUAAAGAAGAUCGAAUCCUCAAACGGGUCUCUAAAACAGUGCAUUUCUGAGGCCAUCGUUGCAAAUUUCCUCUCAUUGAGUGCGUUAGAUUCUAACAAGCCGAUCAUUGGAACUUCUGGUGCCAUCGUUUUUCUAGUUAGCGUCCUUGAAGACCCGGAAAAGACAACCAGCUCACAAGCAAAGCAAGACUCGCUAAAAGCGCUUUACAAUCUCUCGAUAACACCCACCAACAUUUCCUUUAUUCUCGAGACCAAUGUGAUCGGGUACCUUAUUAGUAUGUUGGGCGAUAUGGAAAUGAGCGAGCGAAUCCUCUCAAUUUUAAGCAAUGUAGUAUCAACCUCAGAAGGCAGGAGAGCAAUCAGCAGUGUCUCGGAUGCUCUCCCUGUUUUGAUGGAUGUUUUGAAUUGGACGGACUCGCCUAGGUGCCAAGAAAAAGCAGCUUAUUUACUAAUGGUGAUGGCUCACAAAUCUUACAAUGAUAGGCAAGCCAUGAUAGACCUUGGCAUUGGAUCGACAUUGCUCGAAUUAACUCUUCUCGGUAGUACAUUAGCACAGAAAAGGGCAUCGAGAAUAUUGGAAUGUUUAAGGAUGGACAAGGGGAAGCAAAUCUCUCGGAGCUUUGUUAAUGGUAAAACUACCGUGGCUGUUUCUGCUCCUAUAUGCGGCUCUUCCUCGUCUACUACCCACAAUCUUAACAAGGACGAGGAAGAUAUCAUGUUGAGCGAAGAGAGAAAGGCGGUCAAGCAAUUAGUUCAACAAAGUUUGCAAAACAAUAUGAAAAGAAUCGUCAAGCGGGCUAAUUUGCCCCAAGAUUUUGUUCCUUCGGAGCAUCUCAAGUCGCUCACGGCAAGCUCAACAUCGAAAAGUUUGCCCUUUUGACAAUACCCAUCGCGAUCGAUCAAUUGAAGAUAUCCAUGUCAAGAAAAGCAAUCUCAAACAAAUGCCUAAAGCGUUAUGUUAGAUAUGUUAUACACACUAUCAGUUCUCCAUCAAUAAUCUUGUAAUGGUGGCGUUCCUAUACAUAUUGAUAUUACAUGUUCAUAUAAGACCGUCAUGUUUUGUAUCUAUGUUUCUGAUAGAACAUAUAACAUAUUAUGAGACUUUAUAUAGUACUGAAGUACUAUACCGUUUUAGUAUGAUUUAAUAUUUGCAUUGUUUAGAGCUUGCAAGAUCCUUGUAUAGUAUUGUCCUUAUCAUUUAUUUAUGAAUGACUAAAAGAAUAUAAUUAAUAGAGAAUUAAUCCUUCA
Molecule: messenger RNA, 2166 nt
Organism: Amaranthus tricolor (Joseph's coat)
Lineage: Eukaryota; Viridiplantae; Streptophyta; Magnoliopsida; Caryophyllales; Amaranthaceae
Product: U-box domain-containing protein 4-like
Exons: 2
Coding region: 263-1798 (511 amino acids)
Molecular function (GO): protein binding
Source: RefSeq, a predicted model, not a curated record